Molecule: messenger RNA, 2229 nt
Organism: Caenorhabditis briggsae
Lineage: Eukaryota; Metazoa; Nematoda; Chromadorea; Rhabditida; Rhabditidae
Gene: Cbr-nab-1
Product: Protein CBR-NAB-1
Exons: 10
Coding region: 1-2229 (742 amino acids)
Biological process (GO): calcium-mediated signaling; neuron projection development; actin filament organization
Cellular component (GO): postsynaptic density; dendrite; actin cytoskeleton
Molecular function (GO): actin filament binding
Source: RefSeq, a predicted model, not a curated record
AUGACAACGGCUUCAGAGCUGCUGUCUGACGACGCAAGGGCUCGAUUCUCCCACACGAAGGCACUCUUUGAGCAACUUGAAAGACAACAAGAUGUUCCCUCCUUCUACUCUCCACGUCUUCAACGUCAACCACCACCUCCACUUCCUCCAAAACCUCCAUCACAGUGCCCACCGAGCCCAAUGUCGCAGGUCGAACGAAACUUCUCCGAUUUGGCAGCAGAUCUGGACCGAAUCCAGUCGUCGCCUGCAACUUCACGAUUCGUACAAAAUAAAUCUUCAACUCUCCCGUCGUCCUAUUCGGAAUCGGCGUAUUCAUUCGAGAAUACGGUAGCCACGUCUCAAUACGGGAUUCAUCAUAACAACAACAAUAACAACUCUUUUGAGCCCUAUUGGAGGAAUGGAUCUAUCUACAGAAGGCAGUUCGAGAAACCGUAUUUUUUUUUCAGAUUUGCCGAAGAAAACGAUGAAAACGGGAGCACUACAAAUGGAAUAAAACACACAACAUACGCCGUUGUGAAGACUCCAAGAGAAACAGAAUCAGAAUCAACGUCUUCAGAAAAUCGUGGUCUCAUGGAAACUCGAAGAGGUCUGAGUCCGGAACGACCGGAUGCCGACUUAACAAAUCGAAAGGUCUCGUUCAGCACUGCACCUAUUCCGGUAAGACACCCCAACCCCACUUCUAACCAAUUCUCUUAUUUUGUUUAUGUCUUCUCCGCAUUUUCCGUUGAAGACUAUGAUCGGAAGAAUGAAGACAUUGAUCCGGUUGCAAGUUGUGCUGAAUAUGAGUUAGAGAGAAGAUUGGAGAGAAUGGAUCUGUUUGAAGUAGAUCUCGAGAAGGGAGCUGAGGGGCUUGGAGUUUCUAUUAUUGGAAUGGGCGUCGGAGCUGAUUCUGGUCUGGAGAAACUCGGAAUCUUUGUGAAGAGCAUAACCCCCGGAGGCGCAGUUCAUCGAGACGGUAGAAUUCGUGUCUGUGACCAAAUUGUAUCAGUUGAUGGAAAGAGUUUAGUUGGUGUAUCCCAGUUAUAUGCUGCUAAUACUUUGAGAUCCACGAGUAAUAGAGUCACCUUCACUAUUGGGAGAGAACAAAAUCUCGAGGAAUCAGAAGUUGCUCAGUUGAUCCAACAGAGUCUUGAACAAGACAGAAUACGAAUGAUGGGUGACGAAGAAGAUGAAAUCGAAGAGCCACCACCACCACCGUCACAAAUGCCACAAAUGAACCAGAUGAAUCAGAUGACAGAACAUGACCGACCAACGAACUCCAUGAUUUCGAAGGAGGAAGCGGAAAUUCGUUCAAAAAUUGCUGCUCUGGAAUUGGAACUGGAUGUAACACACAAAAAAGCUGAACACUAUCACGAGAUUCUGAGCACCACAAAAUCUCAUUGUGAUCAGUUGGAAAAGCAGAAUGAACAAGCGAAUCAUAUGAUCAAGAGCUAUCAGGAAAGGGAAAAAGAGCUCCUGAAUAGAGAAGAGAACCACGUGGAACAGUUGAGGGAUAAAGAUGUGCAUUAUGCUUCUCUAGUUCGUCAAUUGAAAGAAAGAAUCGAUGAAUUGGAAUCAAAAUUGGAAGAAGCAGAAGAGAGAAGACAUUCGAUUCAAAAUUUGGAAUUGAUUGAGCUAAGAGAGAAAUUGAAGCAGAAAAUUGAGAAUAGAAACGAAGGACUCGCUUACAAACCAGGCGGUGAACUUCCUCACGAAGAUAAAGCAGUAAUGGCUAAUUUGGAAACUAUAACCCCUGCUAACAAGAAAGACGCCGAAGUAUCUGUGGGCAGUAGUUGGACGGAAGAGUAUUCUUCCCCUUGCGAGUCACCCGUACCGAGGAUUUCGGAGCCAGCUUCUCCAGCUCUUCCACAUAAAUUGACUCACCGCAAACUUCUUUUCCCACUUCGGAAGAAGUAUGCUGAGAACGAGUUCUGGCGUGCCACGUGUCAGCCAGUCGGACUUCAAGCUCUUCAUUGGACCGUCGACGAUGUCUGCCAACUUUUGGUCUCGAUGGGUCUAGACAAGUAUGUUCCAGAGUUCACAAUCAAUAAAAUUGAUGGGGCCAAGUUCCUGGAACUGGAUGGAAACAAGCUGAAGGUGAUUUCUAAAGCAAUGGGUAUUCAAAAUCAUUCGGACCGUUCUCUAAUCAAAAAGAAAGUGAAAGGGAUGAAAAAUAAAAUUGAAAGGGAACGAAAACAAUUGGAACGAGAGAGCCGUACUCGAGUUAUUGCACAUACCAUUCCAAUGUGA